GCAACUGCGCCGGGCACGUCAAUAUCGGUGUACAGCUGGAAGGCAUAACACGCUAAAGUAGGUUCGCGUACAUAACAUUAAAUCUUGUCGUGUUUGGGUAUUUUUUGGUCUUUAAAUCACCACAAAAUCAUGAAAAUGGAAGAGGAUGACUUUUCUAUCGGUACAAGUAGUAUUAUGGCGGAAUAUAUUUCUUAUAAAAUACAGAAAGCUGGAUAUAAUUGGCAAGUUUCGCCAACGAGAAACUGCCCUGAAAACAAAGUAAUAAACACUGUGAAGAAACUGUGCGGCGAAUUUGAGAAACGCUACGAAAAGCAAUUCUCUGAAAUGUGUUUAGCUUGUGCUGAAGUUGACUUGAAUUCUAACAAUUAUAUGGGUGUUCUAGACCAACUGAUUGUUGACGGACUACACUGGGGAAGGGUAGUUGCAAUAUUUUCAUUUGCUGGUGCUAUGUCGGUGUAUUGUAUGGAAAACGGAAAGACUGAACGAGUUGAUUGGAUCCGAGAGUGGACAUGUCAGUUUCUAGACAACAAAGUUGAAAACUGGAUAAACGAGAAUAACGGAUGGAAAGGCAUAGUUGAUUUCUACACGAACGGCGCACAGAAACCAGAGGAAAGGGGCAACGGAUGGGGAUCUGUCAUCAUAGGUGGCGCUCUUGGAGCCUUUGCGAUCGGCGCCCUCAUUAUUAACAAAGCAUGAACUGGGGAACCAGACCAACUAUAAUAAGACUUCAGUUCUGUUUAUAAAUUCAAAUUUUAUUGCGAACACUUCUUCAAGCGGGACAUAUACGGGUUGAUUUGAGGGCAAUGGCGACAGACUGCUUGGAAGGCAUUUCUCCCGCGUGCUUGUGUAGACUAGGCUAAGUGGAGACGUGCUAAAAUGCAUUCGGUACGUGCUUAGAUGUAGAAUACUUUCGGACAGCAUUGUAGCUACGUACUGAAAGAAGUGCUUUUCGAGCAGACAGACGGAAGGAGUGUUUUCAUCACGCUGAGUGAUGAUAGACAUCUUGUGUUUUGGCUCCCUUGAUAGGGAUGUCCUCACGUGCUUAAAACAUUGUUCAGUGCAAUAAAACUGAAAACAUUUAAAGUGCUUAUAUAGAAUGACCUCAUUAGUGCUACAGCCAGUGCUAGUUAGCGGCAGACUAUCUGUACAUUCUAAAAGUACUAAAAUCAUUUGUUAAAAUAAGAAGAAAAACGAAGAAAAAAAAUGAAUAAAAACAGAAAAUGAAAAAAAAAUGUCAGGGGACAGGUUAAUUUGUUUCGUCACGUUAGAACACCCAUCAAAUAUAAUUUUGCUCUUCAGUUUGAAUAAAUCAAAAAUACAAUACGUAUGCCUAUAUUUUCUUUUGCAGAAGGGCUAAUUUUUAAGAGGUGGACUUUUUUAACGUGAUGUGUCCCAAUGUAAAAUGUGAUAAAUUUAAUAUAGACUAUACCAGAAUAAGCAUUUAUACAUUUAAUACAUUUCUCAUUAUUUCAUCAUAAAAUGACUAUGUUUCAGAUUUAAACUGACAGUGAACAUGUACAAAUGGCAUUGUCUUGAGCAUCAUGUGUAUUAUUGGGCGGAAAUUGCCGAAGUACUUAACAAUGAAUUGAAUUGUUUUGAAUCUUAUUUUUAUCAACAUAAUGCAGACGAUUUGUUAACAGUUAUCUUAAAUCAUCCACAAUCGUUUGUUAUUAUCAAAAGUACAUAGUGUAUUUGUUCGUUUCCAAGAAGAACAUUGUGAAUAUUUUUAGAUUUAAUGUAAUAUCUAUUUGUUUUUCAGUAUAGAUAUCUAUAAACUACUAUAAACUAAACCGCAGCUAUUUUACGUGGGCGAAUCAAAUGUGCAUGAACAUUUAAUAGGAGCAUAUUUUUCGAGGUUUAUGAUCGCUUCAAAGACUGUUGAAAUUGAUAACUUUUCUAAAAUUUCAGACAGCGCAUAUAGCCCAAAGAUAAUCUUUUCAAAUUUCCGAAACAAGUCAACAGUUUUGCUUUAACAGAUCUAAACCUUCAACAAGCUAUAAGACUAUUUUUAUUCAUUAAUUUUAUACAUUUAAUUAUUAAAUUCACUGAUAAAAA
Molecule: messenger RNA, 2055 nt
Organism: Mercenaria mercenaria
Lineage: Eukaryota; Metazoa; Mollusca; Bivalvia; Venerida; Veneridae
Product: bcl-2-like protein 1
Exons: 2
Coding region: 130-696 (188 amino acids)
Biological process (GO): negative regulation of intrinsic apoptotic signaling pathway; intrinsic apoptotic signaling pathway in response to DNA damage; extrinsic apoptotic signaling pathway in absence of ligand
Cellular component (GO): mitochondrial outer membrane
Molecular function (GO): protein heterodimerization activity; protein homodimerization activity
Source: RefSeq, a predicted model, not a curated record